GCAGAAAGUAUUCCUUCAAUCUCUCUCGAUCCUUCUUCGGCGGAACGGCUGCCUAUCAGUCAUCUUCGUGUCGUCGGCGGCGGCGAGAGCAUGGCGAUGUUGCCGGACGAGAUAUGGGCUCAUAUCUUGGAGAUCGGCACCGACUCGGCCAGCCUCACCUACCGCGACCUCUGCGCCCUCGCCAUGGCUUCCCGCCGCCUCAGCCGCCUCUCAGCCGAACCCGCCCUGUGGUCUACCCUCCUCGCCAUCGACUUUCCUGACGGAGAAAAAGUCUCCCCGUCACCCAAAGCCCUCUACCAGACUAGAUUCAAGUUGGAAAAAGCAAAGAGGGUCGCCCUUCAGAGAGCGAAGAUGCUCUUCGCACAGAGUAAGGUAGCUGUUUCUCGGAAGAGGCUGCAAGAGCUGAAGUUGUCGUUGGUGCGGGAAGGCGACCGGCUCAAGGCCGCUGUCGAAGAGUUGAGAAACUUGGAGAGAGCCAGGACUGCAUCUGUUGCUCUAAACGUAUGGCAGCCAGAUGUCGUUCGUGGGAGACAGAAGCAGAUAGUUGAGCAGUGCACUGUACCAAUUGAAUCUCGUGUCUGUGCUCUAAAGAUGGAGGUUCAAGUCUGUAAGCAACAGAUUGCUAAUUUUAACAAGACUUAUGAGGAGGAGAAGAAAAAAUUAGGGAAGCACAAACAGGCACUGGCAUCGCUGGAAUAUCAUCCACUUCAAAGCCAUUUUAAUUCAACCCCCAGUGAUUCUAACAAAAGGAAAAGACUGGAGUUAAGUAGUGAUUCAAAGCUUUCUAGUGCUGCUUUCGAAUGGGACGAACAAGAAAAGGCAGAGAGCUUCUGAUUAAGCUCUCCUUGUAUGCUGCAUGUACCAUAGCAUUCCAUCUUUGAUUCCGAUCAACCUGCAACACAGGACUACUUACAGCUUAAAGAUCAUGUAUCAGCUCUCACUUUGAAGCUACCUAAAGAAAGCUUUUUUAGACAAAAUGAAAAAGAAAAAGAAAGAAAACUCAUGUGCAGGGUCCUUGCACACAAGUGUUGCUUGCUGAUAUGAGGCGAUAAUACGAGGUAAUGCGAAGCUUCUACCGAUUCUGUGUUUUAGCUAACAAAUUACCGGCUCGAAUUGGAGAGAUUUAAGACAUUUGGAUCCAUUGACAUUGCCCAUCCAACAGCUUUUCAAUUAAAGGUCUCUCUUCUGUUUAAUCUUCAGUUGAUAAAUCGCCGGGCAACUAGUGAAUCUUUUUCAGAAGGAUCCCUCGGAGAGAUUGCUAUAAAAAGCUCAUGUUGUCGUUCUA
This is a messenger RNA of Zingiber officinale, 1285 nucleotides long. RefSeq names its product F-box protein SKIP24-like. The transcript is spliced from 5 exons. Bases 91 to 834 code for a protein of 247 amino acids. The record is from RefSeq and is a predicted model, not a curated record. NCBI's taxonomy places the organism in Eukaryota, Viridiplantae, Streptophyta, Magnoliopsida, Zingiberales, Zingiberaceae. Gene Ontology annotation, molecular function: protein binding.